AUGCAAAAAAUGAAAUGUGGGAAUGAAAAGCGGGUUCUCGAAAUUUUACCUAUUUUUAUUUUUAAGGUCGGUAUUGAUCGAAUUGUUGAUUUGAAAUUUGGAGAAGAGGAACGAAGUUGUCAUGUAAUUGUUGAACUAUAUGAUAGAGGAAAUGUUGUCCUAACAGACCAUGAAUAUACAAUUUUGAAUAUAUUAAGGCCGAGAACUGAUCAUGAUACAGAUGUUCGAUUUUCUGUUAGGGAAAGGUAUCCUCUUGAACAAGCGAGACAAUCUUCACAAUUCAGACCAACAGAUGAAAAUAUUUUGCUUUUGUUGGAAGGGAAGAAGGGUGAUUCACUUAAAAAAUCGUUGGUUUGUAAUGUUCCUUUUGGAGCACUUCUUCUCGAUCAUGUUUUUAUAAAGAUUGGUGUUCCUUUGGCGGCACAGAUUGGUACUGAUAUUCCAGUAAAUGAUGAGGGCGUUAAAAUAAUUGCUAAGAUUUUGGAAGAGGCACAAAAGGUGGCUGAUGAUAUUACAUCCUCAUCACAUGGGGGAUUUAUUGCAUAUGAGGAAAAGGAAGGCGAAGAAGGCACUCCAAUCCAGUUAUUUAAGGAAUACUUCCCUUAUGAUUUUAUCCAAUUUCGCGAUAAAUCUCUUAAUAAUUUGCAUAUUCUUGAAACAAAAACAUUUAGUGAAGCAAUUGACAAAUAUUAUUGGACAAAUGAAGCACGAAAAAGCAAACAGCAGGAUGGGGGAAAUAUAAAACGUGACCAUCAAAAAAGAAUACAAUCAUUGAAUGAAAUAAAAGAAAUUCAGAAAAGACGAGGAGAAUUUAUUAUUUACAGUAAAGAUUUAGUGGAACAAGCACUUUUGAUUGUUAGAACAGCUUUAGAUAAUCUCAAAAAAGUCAACAAAUCAUUAGCCGCAAACAAUCGAGGACCUAAAUUAGUUCCAAAAACGGGAGUUGGUUUGUGGUUAGAGGAACUAGCAAAUAUGGGAGAACAGCCUGCAGCAAGAUUGAUAUGCAAAUUGAAGUUAGAAACAAAUCGAUUUACAAUGCGCCUUGCGAAUCCAUAUGAUGAAUCAGAUAAAGAAUUAAACGUGGAAUUGGAUUUAUCUUUAAAUGCAGAACAAAAUGCCCGACGUCAAUUCGAAGAGAAGAGAGCAGCCGAACAGAAAAAAGAAAAAACAGAAGCUGCUACAAAUAAAGCAUUAAAAUCAGCAGUUAAAUCAGCCAAAUUAAAAGCUGAUAUUAAAUCUACACAGUUUGUAAGCUCCGAUGGUUUUUUGAUUUUGGCUGGUCGUGAUGCUCAACAAAAUGAAUUGUUAGUUAAGCGUUAUAUGCGACCAGGAGAUAUUUAUGUUCAUGCAGAAAUACAGUAUUUUUAA
This is a messenger RNA of Meloidogyne enterolobii, 1368 nucleotides long. NCBI's taxonomy places the organism in Eukaryota, Metazoa, Nematoda, Chromadorea, Rhabditida, Meloidogynidae. The record is from the annotation of a GenBank genome assembly.